This is a messenger RNA of Caenorhabditis elegans, 285 nucleotides long. RefSeq names its product MLX-interacting protein (gene H04D03.6). The record is from RefSeq and is marked reviewed. The coding region runs from base 1 to 285 and encodes 94 amino acids. The transcript has 2 exons. NCBI's taxonomy places the organism in Eukaryota, Metazoa, Nematoda, Chromadorea, Rhabditida, Rhabditidae.
AUGCAACGUAGGAAGGAAUCGAAAAUAUCGCAGGACGUUGAGAUGACUGAAGCGUUUCAGCAAACCGCGGCCGAUAUGCUCAAUGAUAUGCACAUGGCGGCCAAUGGAGAUCUGCUUUCCAGCUUCCCACAGGAUUUCCUUGAAGACUCUGGCGAUGGAGAAGUUCACGAGGCGGCCAUCCUCUCCGUUUUCGAUGACAAUUCGAUUAGCCCGCCACCGUGUCCGAUCGUUGUCGACACUGUACCAGACGAUGAUGACAGUCUCUUGUUUCCAAGAAACUCAUAA